Molecule: messenger RNA, 1584 nt
Organism: Aspergillus sclerotioniger CBS 115572
Lineage: Eukaryota; Fungi; Ascomycota; Eurotiomycetes; Eurotiales; Aspergillaceae
Exons: 2
Coding region: 1-1584 (527 amino acids)
Source: RefSeq, a predicted model, not a curated record
AUGGAGACUGACACCAUCAUCGUCGGGAACGGGCCGUCAGCCAUGAUCUUGUCGUAUCUGCUUCAUGGCCAUCUCCCUUACUAUUCUGCAAAUCCUCCACAUCCUGAUCCGCUUCUGCAUGCGAAGCUCCGGGAUUCCCCGGAGCUUCUCAGUCUGGAUGUGCAUGCUUUGACGGAUCAUUUCGCCGCCUCGAGACUAUCCUACUCCACGCAGGCUCUUCCGGUGAAUGUGCUCCUCGACACGCUGGUGCGCACUAGUGUGGAUGUGGACGAGCUUGAGAGCACGACUAAUGUCGAAUGGCGGUUUGUGCCCGAAAAGGCCGUGCCCCAUCUGGUCUUUGGAGACGCCCUGCAUGGUGGUGGCCAGUGGACUGAUAAUCCUGUGCCUGCCAGCUGGGACAUUCAGACCCUGAGCUAUGCCUCGAUGCUGUCUCUUCCUGGCUAUUCCUUUGCGGAGCACCAUAAGAAGGUGACAGGCAAGGAUCUUCCUGCAUAUACUCGACCCAGUCGGGAAGAGACGGCAAGCUACUUCCGCACGUACCCCGAGGCGGUUCAGAUCGAUGAUGUUUUCCAGUUCAAUGAGACGCUGUCCGGUAUCUCGCGGACAGAGAAUGGCUUCUAUAUCCGCUCACAUGACAUUCACUGCAAGCAUUUGGUCCUGGCCAGCGGAAUUUUCACUCAGGUGCUCCAGCCAAGCCCGAUGUUGCAGCCCUUGGCAUCGAUGCAGCCAAUCCCGCAGACUCCGCUCUUGGUCAUUGGCUCCGGGUUCUCCGCCGCGGAUAUCAUCAUAUCCGCCCCUCAAGACCAAAAGAUCAUCCACGUCUUCAAAUGGGAUCCGGAAGGUCGGUCCUCGCCUCUGCGUGGCUGCCACCACCAAGCCUAUCCCGAGUACGCGGGAGUCUACCGCCUGAUGAAGCGAGCCGCGGUUGCAGCAGACCCCAGCAAGAAACGAGUGAAGAUGCGACGGACUACGUCGACCCCUUUCUUAGAGACUCGUUCCUGGGAUGAGAUCUACGAAGGACUCCCAAACACCGAAAUCGUUGGCGUCGAGAUGCAGCAGGACCAGGCCAUCGUCACAUUUCGCCAGCCGGACGGGAGCACAAUUACCCGUGCCGUUCGCGGAAUGGUCUACGCCACCGGCCGACGAGGCAGCCUCGAGUACCUCGACCGCUCUCUCCUCAGCGAAGUUGUCGGGGGCAAUACAGACACUGAAAUUAGCCCUAUUGUCUCCGCCCAGACUCUGCGCAGCAAAGCAUGCGAGGACACCGAGGUUGCUCCGAACGUCUUCAUCAUCGGCAGUCUUACCGGCGACUCCCUGAUCCGGUUCGCAUACGGGAGCUGUGUCCAGGCUGCCGGGAAACUGAUCGACGCACGUACUGGCAAAGAACGAGUCCGCAGUGGAUCUAACAAUACGUCCCGACCGCAGUCGUCGCUGGGGGUCAUGCGCGGGAUAGAUGGACACGACAUCACGCCGCCCAACGAGCUCCGCGCUGUAGAUAACGACCGCAUGGCAUCUACAUUACCGCAAAGAGUCAUGCCGAAUGGUCUGUGGAGAUGGCUGUGGCGAUGGUUUGACGUUCGCUGA